CGGCAAGUUUGAAUUCUCUCCAGUAUUAUUGUGUGGGAGACAUGGCCACUGAGUCCCUGAGUUUGUUAGAGAGGAUCUCAUCCCGCCUGGGGCCCAUGGACAGGGUAAGAGAGGUAGGGUGUUAAAAGCUGGAGGCUUCAGGGAUUGUCCUCCCUGAACUAGAUCAUUAAUAGUGAAUAACCCCCCUUAAUAAUAACUAGAUCAUUAAUAGUGAAUAACCCCCCUUAAUAAUAACUAGAUCAUUAAUAGUGAAUAACCCCCUUAAUAAUAAUAACUAGAUCAUUAAUAGUGAAUAACCCCCCUUAAUAAUAACUAGAUCAUUAAUAGUGAAUAAACCCCUUAAUAAUAAUAACUAGAUCAUUAAUAGUGAAUAAACCCCUUAAUAAUAAUAACUAGAUCGUUAAUAGUGAAUAAACCCCCUUAAUAAUAAUAACUAGAUCAUUAAUAGUGAAUAACCCCCUUAAUAAUAAUAACUAGAUCAUUAAUAGUGAAUAAACCCCUUAAUAAUAAUUAGAUCAUUAAUAGUGAAUAAACCCCUUAAUAAUAACUAGAUCAUUAAUAGUGAAUAAACCCCUUAAUAAUAAUAACUAGAUCAUUAAUAGUGAAUAGACCCCCUCCCCCCCUUAGUAUGUGUACACUGAAUAUGUGUUUAAUUGAAAUUCACCCUGGACACCUAUAUCUGUCUCUUGGUAUUGGGUAAAGCCUGAUCAUUUUUGCAUUGUGCGUUAAAAAAUUAAAUGUAAAAUUGUAAUUAAUAAUUGUUUUUACAGAAAACAAAGCAGACCAAUUUUAAGACUGGGGGCUCACCGAGUCUAGAUUGUGAUGAAGCUGACAGCCCAACACUACCGCCCUGUGUCCAAGAACUACUACUGUCCGAUUCAGACACUGAAAUUGCACCGGUGGAUGGUGAGACCGAAUAACAUGUUGUGAAAUGUUUGCAUUUUUUGAAUAACAAUGCUACACCUUGAUGGCCAAACAUUUUACUAUUUACCGGUGAUGUGCUCUAUGUCCGGCUGUUUGUAGAAGCAGUAUUCUUCGAAUUGCAAUCCUCUCAAGCAUUGUGAAGUAUGUCAGAGAUAGGAGAGCUGCUCUGGCAUUGUGCCCAAUGUACCCAAAUAAACACAGAAUGUUUAAAAAGUACCGUGAGCAUGGUGAAUAAAGUUGCGACAGCUGAAGUUGUUCUUUUAAAGCCAUUGUGGUUUUGUUUAUCCCGUGUUAAUGUAAAAUAUAAAAAGAGAACGAUUGCAUUAAAUGACUAGAACAUUUGUAUAUAAAAAACAUUAUUCUCCAUUUCUCCAAAACAGUGAUCGUAAGAUGUCCUAGAGUUUUUUUCACAUGUAUAAAUAUGUACAUAGGAACCCUGUUGAGUAUGGUUUGAUAAUGAUCUCAGGAUCCAGGUUACUAUUCACCAAAGUUUAAAUGCAAAAAAAAUCAUAAAACCUUUUUAUUUAUUUAUUUAUUUUUAAAUCAUCAUUCUAAACUUGGAUAGCAAUGAUAGGCUGGGUGGAGCAGGUACGUGUGGUGGUUAGGUGUCUAAUCAAGGUGAUCAUUGCGAGAAGCAGCAGGUUUAAGGCUGGGUACAGCAGUGAACAACACUUGGACAUUAGUAAGGUUCCAACAGGCAUUACAAAGUGUGAGUACAUAGGGACAUGUCCUGUCAUGUUUUCACCAAAUUGUGUGGAUACUGGACUAAGGGAGCACAGAUUCUUCUAGAUUAUAUAUUAUUGUAAUCUGUCUCUUUGUUUCCCUUUUCUUUUAGAUUACAUUCGCAGUUUUGGUAAUCUGAACCUCAAGUCUGCUCGGGAGAAGACAAGGUGACAAUUUAAGGGUUUAUUCACUAACCGGGUUAUUUAAAAAAAAAAGUGAGAAUUUAAAGUGAAUUUAAGGCCAAAGUAGCCAAACUGAAAGCACAGCUGAUUUAGAGAAUUCUUCCAGUUUGGCUAUUUUGACCUUAAAUUUGAAAUCCACGUUGAAUUCUAAUUUCAGUAAAUGAAAUUAAAUUAGACUUGCUGGAAAUGCAAAGUGCAUUUUGAAAUUUAGCACAAAAAAGCUGGAUUAGAAAAAUGUGUCCAAGUCAGUUCUGUUUUCAUUUCAUUUGUUCUGGCCUUAAAUUCACUUUAUAUGUGUGUAUUUUAAUUGAAAGCUUCUUUUUAAUAAAAAUCAAGAUUAUUCUUUAUUUUUCUUAUCUCUAUAAAGCUAUCAGUCUGUCAAAAUUGGUUUCUAUCCCCUGCCACACAGUUACUGUAAAUGAAUGUAGCAAUAGAACAAUUUAUUUAAUUUAAUCACUGCUCAGUUAACACCAGUGGUAUCAUGGUAGCCUAGAGCGGUGAUGGGAAAACUGCGGCAUCUCAUGAAUUUGUUUUUGCCCAAAUAUUUCAAAUGUGGAUACUAGCAGGAUUAUUUACAAAAGUGACAACCAUUAGGAUUGCAGAGUGAAUUUUAAAUGUUAAAGGACCACUAUAGGCACCCAGACCACUUCAGCUCAAUGAAGUGGUCUGAGUGCCAGGUCCCUCUAGUUUUAACCCUGCAGCUGAAAACAUUGCAGUUUCAGAGAAACUGCUAUGUUUACACUGACGGUUAAUCCAGCCUCUUGUGGCUGUCUCACUGACAGCCACUAGAGGUGCUUCCGCGAUUCUCACUGUGAAAAUCACAGAGAGAAGAAUCUGACGUCCAUAGGAAAGCAUUGAGUAAUGCUUUCCUAUGGGGCGCUUUGAAUGCGCGUUGGCAGGAGGAGAGUCCCCCAGUGCCGAGGGAGCCCGGCACUGGAGAUAGGUAAGUGGCUAAAGGGUUUUUUACCCUUUCAGCCCAACGGGAGGAGGUCCAUGAGGGUGGGGGGAAUCUAAGGGCUACAUAGUGCCAGGAAAAAAGAGUUUGUUUUCCUGGCACUAUAGUGGUCCUUUAAGACUGGGAAAAUUCUCAGCUGUGCUUCCAGUUUAGCUACUUUGGCCGUAAAUUGUAAUUCAAAAUUCAUGAUUGAUUUUAUUUAUCUCUGUUUGCAGGUCCCCUGUAAGAAUAUUGGAAUCCAGUGAUGAUGACUUUGAAAAUUGUAAGUCAGAAUUUUCCCCAAUAUACGGAUGUAUAUGGAUUAUUUGGAUGUAUAAAUUGUCGUUUGUUUCUGACAUUUGGAGACAUUUAAAAAAAAAUUUCAAAUCCUAUUUUGGCAGAGAAUCUAGAAGUAUUUACUCUAAGCAUUAUGACCCAAUAUUAUAGAUUCUUUAAAAGGUGAUUUGUAAAGCCAUAAAAGCUAUACGUUGUCUACAUUUAUUUGAGAUACAAGCCAUGUUUUCCCGCACGUGCAUGUGCAUGACGAACGUACUGAUUACAUUGGCUAUUGGUUGGGGGCUUUUUCUCUUGGUGGCUUAGUCUCCAAUGUCACUCAUUGAGUUCCAUGUUUUGAGUAAAUGGAUCCAAAAUGUUUAUUGGCAGUCUAAGAAUAAUAAUGACCUAUUUACAUUGGAUAAAAAAUAAAUAUAAAAUGAUUGACAGCUAUUGAAACCUCUGAAGUUGACAUGGAUGUGGCGUGGGUGUCCAAAAAAACCGCCUGGAUUAGUUUGUUUAAACUACAAUUCAAUUCUGGGCAUUUAAGGUUUACUAACUGAGUAUCUCUGGGGAUGGUAUUUUGCUAGUUGGACUUCCAGCAGAUUAGUGCGGGUCCAACAUGCCCUUUUACUAACUCUGCUUGACAUUUUACCAACCACUCCCUAUCACUAUGGGGUUUUAUGAUUACUUCCAACAAUACUUUCUGACUUGAUGCUGUUAUUGUUCUCAAAGUUCCAAUCACUUGUCAAGUUUUCACAACCUUAAACGGACACUCCAGAUCCCUAAAGCACUUCAGCGUCCUGAAAUGCCUUAAGUGUGAACAGUGUUUUUCUCUUUUUCUAAUUUUACAAAACAUUCACGUUUCAGUAGAAAUUGUCCUGUUACUUCCUGGUUUGUUUAGCUCAGUGGAGCUAAACUCAAGAGGCAGCAAUUGCCCAGAGCGCCUGCCUUGCAAAGACUUCUCAUUGAGCUGCAUUGGGAAGUCUGUGAUUGGACAGCCACAGAAAGUCUGGGCGGGAUUAGAAGGGGAGGGUUUGCGAUUCAGAUGGGAUCUACACCUUUUGCAUGCAAGCUUGGUUUUUUCCUUUAGGGUAUAUCUAAAGAGGGAUUUAACAAAUGUAUUUUUUGUGUGUGUGGGCAGUGGAGCGUCCCUUUAACUUGCACCACUUGGCAAUAGUGAUUAUCACAAAGUCUGGAAGAUACGGGAAGACUUUUAAGAAUUGCUUAGAUUCAGUAUGAUCUACAAACCAGUCUUGUUAAAGUAAUACGCCAUUGAUAUAUUUUUUUAUAUUGUAUUUUAUAUAGUUUUAAUAUGUAUAUUUGUAUUUUGUCCUCUAAUUUACUGUUGUUUUUUUUUUAUCUCUUAAUAUAGUUUUGGUAAAGCUGAAAACUCCAAAGCCACGCACCUCUAAAAAACCUUCAAACAAUCAGACUGGAAGGUAGGUAGCAAUCUCCACACUGCCAUAACAAUGUACACUGUUUAAUGUAUAUUUUAUCUGUUGGUUAUACCGAGUUAACAAAAAACAGAAAAAAACAAACACUUGUGCCAUUUGCAAAUUCCUCUUUUUCGCGUCCAUUUCCUUUCUGUGAAUUAUUCCCCACUAGAUCCUUCACCAUUUGGAUUUUUGCCACAACUUCCUCAUCCAUUAUCUAUGUUUCGUGAGCCCCGACCACUAAAAUAUAUAUAUCACACUUCAACGUGUGUUUAGAGAAUACUACAGAUAUAGUCCUGGUUAUAAUGUUUAGAUUGCUUUUCGUGGUUUUUUUUUUUGGUUUUUUUUUUUAUAACUACAGUAUAACUACAGUAUAACAGUAUUAAUUUGGAUUCCUUCCAAUGCAUUCAAUUUCACAUCGUUGUGGCUGUGUGAUUGUUAAAACCUAUUCACCCAGCUGGACCUGUAGAUAAUGAUGCUCUCAUUAAUCUCACUCACUACCGUACCAUUGCCCAGCACCAUUUCCCUAGUACCUUGAAAUAAAACCCAAAUGUUUGUUUAAUUUGUACUAUUUCUGUGCUUGUUUAUGCUGUUCCUGUGAUAAUGGCUAUAAACCGUUGACCUGUCCUUUCUCUGAUGCCCUUAAUGUGAUAUUGAUACCAAUUUUAUAUCUCAGCUUUGCAGUAAAGAAUUCUCGAGGUUUAAUAAUGUUUGUAUGUGUUUUAAUUGCUUUUUAGAAAAGUAAGCAGUUUUCUUUUUCUUUCUUUAGUGUAAAAGAGUUUAUUAUAGAUUCUGAUGAAGACGAUUUUACCUCAUUCUUCCCCAAAAAUCAAAAAGGCACAAAAAGUGUAACUGGUAAGUGAUAGUCGAGAAACAACGGUAUAAAACAUUAGCUGCAUUAUUAUCAUACAAGAGGUAGAAGGCAUUUUAACCUCUAAACAGGAACUAUCCCUUCCAAUGAAGUUCAAUUAAUACAGUGGAACCUCGGAAAUGGAACGCUCCCUUACCUGAACAAUUCGGUAUUCAAACAUAAAAUUAGAUAAAAAUGUCUUGGUACCCGAACAAAACUCGGUAUUAGAACACAAUCACACAGCAUUAACCUCGUUGGAACCUCGUUGUUAUGACACAUUGGCCUCCUAGCACUAGACAAAGCGAACAGAGCUGACGGGUAUAGUGAAGUUACAUUUUCAUUUCAUUUACAUUGUUUAUUGUUUUUCUUUAUAAUAUUAUGCAUGGAUGGUACUGUACAAUUAGUGUUAAAAUGCUGUAAUUUUGGGGGUCUGGAACGGAUUCAUCUAAUUUACAUGAAUUCAUAUGGAAGAUUUUGAUUUCACUUUUCAAACAAAUCCGUUCUCAAACAGCCUUCUGGAACGGAUUAGGUUAGAGUGUGUCUUUGCUUUUUUAUCUGGCAGCGUGGCACACGUGCAUGCUGCAAGCGUAUAACACUAUGAGAGUUAACUAAAUUACACACUUUGCCUGACAUAGAAUGGACAUGGAAAUGGAAUAUAAAUAAAAAUAAAGUUACAACUAAUUACUAACUUUUAGCUUUGGGUUGUGCAAAAAGACAUUGUUGUUUUGUACGGUUGCUACUGUUGUAUUGCAAUGAUUACUCCCCUUUUAAUUCAUAGCAACCAAGAAAUCUCAUGGUGAAUUAUCUCGGACCCCACACACCAGCCGGCUGCCCUCUGCAAGCAUCUCUCCAGUGUUUAUCAGUGAUAGUGAUGAAGAAGAUUCAGUUGUCAUAAAAAGCACAUGGCGUGACAGACAUAAAGGAAAGUCGAGUAAUCCUAAAUUUGGUAACGACCAGAAACAGAACUCUAAAGGCAACUUUUUUCAAGAAUCUCCUUCAAAAAAUAACAAAGAGAACUCUCUCGCAUCAUAUAAUAAGUGGUCGUUGGAAGGAAGAGAUGCUGGGGGAAAAGGAGGAGGAGGAAUACCCAAAUUCCAUUCUUCUAGUUCUGAUGAGGAGUUUGAAUCCCUGGUGGAACGUAUCAAGAAUCGAACCAAGAACCAGACACCAAGUUCGACAGUAACUAAAGCCGUGUUCCACCAUCCACCUGCAACAGGUUGGGUUAUUCUUUUGCUUUCUAUAUUUCAAAUAUUUAGAGUGGAAUUAUGACUUUUGUGUAUGUGUGCGUUUUUUGUCCACUAUAAACGUAUCGUAAAGUCUAAAACAAAAGUCCUAUCGCUAUAUUUUUUUUAUACCUAGUGUUCUUGAUAAAGCAGAUCAAUUUUAGUUAUUUUGGUCCUUACUAAAAAAAAUGGGCCGAUCCUGGCAUGAAUUCUGCCCACAGUCUUCUAAUUAGCAUUGCUAAGCCCCAAUAUCUAAUUAAUGUGCAUGUUAAUAUCUAAACUUCACUGCUGGAUCAGGAGAUUAAAACAUAUUAGGCUUAUGUAUUCAGCCUGUUGAUCCUGAGGGCAGUCACUCUCACUAUCCCAACUGCUUUUAUAAGGUGUCCACCUGCACUAUAUGCCCAACAUGCACCCAGAGAUGCCGAGGGGGUCAGGGGAACAUUUUACUAUUUGGUUCCCUCUCUCACACACUGCGCUCCAGUGCUGGGUUAUAAGUGAUGUCCUAUCCCAGCACAGUCUCUCUGAGAAGUGAGCAAUGAAAUUUGUAAAGAUGAGCCCCCUCGCUGCAUGCUGGCAGUAGAAAGCGAGAGGGGGUGCACGGUAAACAGAGCAUCACAGGGCUCCUUGCUGGUAAAACAUUACAGAGCGAUAUUGCUUUGGAACCCUUGAUAUUCUCAUACACAGUGCAAAUUAGUUUAAUUGCUAUGGAACUCUGUCAAACGUGUAUUUGCAUAGCACAUUACUGUGCAUUAUAUUGCUCUGGAGCUCUGUGCUAAAUGUAUACAUGCUGAAAGUUGCUGUGAGUUUUAUUGCUGUGAAGCUCUGUUCAUUCCCACACCACACAAUACUGUGAGUUUUAUUGCUCAUGUGAUAUACCCUUUUACCUUUCAAAUUACAGUGGAGCUCUGAAUUGUGCUGCUGUUGAGCUCUUUGAUACACACAGCAGAUUUUUAUGUUUAUAUAUAAGAAACGAUCGUGAUGGAAUAGCAAAAGACUAGGAUAACCACAUGGAAUAAAGCAUGAAGAAAGAAGAAUAAUGUGAGAGUUGAGAUUAUUCUAUAUAUUAUGAUACACACAUACAUGGCAAACCAUCAGUAGACCUUUAACUUGAAUUGGAACUUCAGCCUUGUGAGGCCCCUGAGAAGCCAGGACAGCAGCAUCUCCUGUGACCACUGCUCGUGUUCCUGUAUAAUUGGAUGUUUUACUCUCUGUAUUUUCAUUUUUAUCAGAUUACAUUAUUGCUUCUUUUUGUCACAGAGCCAGCCAAGGUUCCUUGCAUUGACUUGACAAACCGAUCAGAGAAUGUUAAAGUGCAGAGACCAAAGUCGUUCACGGGCGCUCCGUCCUCCAGUCCUUAUUUCCCACCAGAGAAAACUGAUAAAGGAAGCCUGCCAUCUGUGGAGAAGCCGCGUUCCAGUAGUGUGUAUGUAAUAAUGCUCCUUUAAAAGUCACUGUUUAACGGAUUUAAUCUCUAUACAAAUACUGAAAUUUGUACUUGCACAUUUUAAUUUGUCAAUCUUUCUUUUAUUGAGGCCUUCAAAGUUACGGUACAGAAAGAAAUUGAGUUUUUUUGGGGGGAUAACUGGCUUUGAGUAAACAGGCAUAAUAGAAACAUAGGCACACUAAUCAUACAUGUCUAAACUAAGUCCACGGCAUUCAAGUGCACUGUAUAAUUUUAUCAUUCAUAAUCAGCAGGAAUCCGGCUAAAAUACGCUUAUCUAGCUAACAGGUUUGGUGUAGCAUUAACCUAAGCUGCUUAGAUAGAAUGCUCUGCUGGACAUGUGAGGCUCAGUUUAAUGACACGAGCGUUAAUCUGUAAACUGUGAGUUACUGCCAAAGUUGUAUGCAUGUUAAGAAGUUUAGCUUUAUGAUUACGCAAUGCAAUACUAUCUGAAAUGAGCAUGUUAUAUGCUAUACAUACAAGUAAAAGAAAACAGGCUUUAACAAAAUAUUUAGAGUCAAUGAUUGCCGAGAGCCAGGGUGAUGCAUCUCCCUGAGAGAAGGCGGCAUGCAGCUUCAUUGUGCCAAGUCUUCGGCUUGUCUCUCACCCCGCUGGCUGGCUUGCUUUCACCCAAUACCUAUGGUGACCAUCUGAGUCAAGUAUGGAGACAGUUCCCGGGUAGUCCAAGCUAGGCCGCUCCGCCAGCCCCAGGCCGUCUCAAGAUACUUGCACAUUUUAGUGCUUAAUAAGUUCAGAUGAAACUUUUAUGUACAGUUUGUCACAUUUAGGGAUGUUGCAAAUUAGACCUAAAAUUUAAAGGGAUCUACACUGUACAAAUUUAAUAAAGUUAAAAUCACCGUUUAGUAGAUAUAACUCCAUUGAAAACUUAGAUGCAUUUAAUUAUGCAUUUUUUUUCCAUUGUGGGCAUAUUUAAAAACCGCUUGCCUUUGCUAUCCCUCCGCUUCUAAUCCCGCCCAGACUUUCUGUGGCUGUCCAAUCACAGACUUCCCAAUGCAGCUCAAUGAGAAGGCAUGUGUUUCUAUAUUGAUUGGUAAAGUGAUGGCGGCUGAAACUUGUUUAUGUGUAAAUGUGUCAUUAUCAAUAGGUAGGCUUUUAAUCACCAACGUGGUUUUUUUUAUCUCCUUCCUUUUUGCAGGAAAGCUUCAUGUAAGGUAGCAGACUGUUUUCUUCAAGAGCUCUCGUGUCCAAAUUCAUUAUAUGCGAAAAGCUUCAAGCAAAAGAAAGAGCAGUUGAUGGCGAGGUUAUAUACUCUGUAUAACAGCACUAUUUUUGACGAGAAGGUGAGUUUGAUAAAUAGUCUGUCAUUUUAUCUAGUUUUCAAUGUUGAGGAUGACUGUGUCCCUUUCAUAAUCUCUAUAUGUUCCACCAAAGUCUCCUCUAGAUUACUCACUUACUUCAACAGCGCAUUGUGCUAGUAAAACAACGAGAAAAGUUAUUCUGCUUAUAGUUUUCUAAAAAUAAGAAAAGCACUUACACCAAAACACAAAACGAGGAAUUGGAUUGCUGCAACAAACUUACCACGUCCCCAGUGUAACAUUAAAGGAGCACGAUAGUGCCAGGAAAACAAACUCGUUUUCCUGGCACAAUAGGGUCCAUUAGGUCUCCCGCUGGGCUGAAGGGGUUAAAACCUCUUCAGCCAGUUAUCUUUCUCCAGGGCUGGGGAACUCUCCUUCUCCUGCCGACGUCAGCGCCGAAUGUGCCUGCGCGGCAAGAGCUGCGCGCGCAUUCAAACCGCCCAUAGGAAAACUUUACUCAAUGUUUUUCCUAUGGACGUCAGCGUCUUCUCACUGUGAUUUUCACAGUGAGAAUCGCGGAAGCGCCUCUAGCGGCUGUCAGUGAGACAGCCACUAGAGGCUGGAUUAACCCUCAGUGUAAACAUAGCAGUUUCUCUGAAACUGCUAUGUUUUCCGCUGCAGGGUUAACCCUAGAUGGACCUGGCACCCAGACCACUUCAUUGAGCUGAAGUGGUCUGGGUGCCUAUAGUGGCCCUUUAAACCAAAACUCAUUUGAUGUUUAACUAUAACUUUGGUCAAAAGAAUUGUACUCAGGGGUGCAAGCAUUCAGGUAGAGAACGGACUGAUAGAUUGUAGCCUGUGCUUCUCCUACUGCACCACUACAGAAAAAAUUAGCACCUAUCAGAACAGAUGAUCUAAAAUUAGGGAAAUCCAUCAUACUGCCGUAAAAAAAAUCACUGGAAUCGGAGAAGCACCUUCAAUUUUUUUCUCUUUUAUCAGAGUUAUAAUCAAUAAGAAGUGGUGCGAUGUUUAGGUGAUCAGAAUAUAGUCAAAUCCAAUAUAAUAGCUGGUAAACUUAUGUUAAAAUUACAAUUUUAUUCAGACAAAAAGUUUAAAAGAUCUUGAUAGAAGUGUAAAUUAACUAUCACAAAACAAAGUGCAAACAUGCUGCCGCUUACAAGAUAAAGUGGUGAGUAUGACGGUACAUGUACCCGUUAUUCACAGCCACGCUCCGUGACAAUGGGGGUUACCCAUGUGGAUCUGAAGUCUCUGCAGCUUCCGUCUGGUGACGUGACGCAAUACGCAUCGAGGUGGGCGGAGCUGAGUUUUGACUGGGUAAUACAAACGGCACUCGAGCAGCUAAUAUCGCAACUCCACCAGACGGAAGCGCUGCGAUAUAUAUAUUCAAUUUUUUUGCUGCAAUCUCUUUUAUCAGAGUGCUCUUUCUGUUUCUUUAUACUAGUUUUUGAUUUUAUAUAAGAUCAGCAGUUGCCUUUUGUAUUGUGUUUCAGUUGCCAGUGAACAUGGAAAUAAUAUGGAAUAAAAAGAUGCGUAAAACUGCUGGUUACUGUGUAACGGGGCAGAAGAAAAUCCCUGCUUUACAUCGCUAUGCCAGGAUUGAGCUGUCGGAGAAAGUUUGUGAUUCUGCGGGUAAGCGACCUACCUGUUGUGUCUGUUGCUUGGGGAAAAAAAUAAAAAGUAUACUAUAAUUUAAAUUACUUACAUUUAAGAGUUUUUCUUAUCGCAAAGUUGAAUGUUUUAAGGGGCUUCUGAUUUCUAUUCUUGAUCAGAUCGACUUCGAGACACUUUAAUCCAUGAAAUAUGUCAUGCGGCCACCUGGCUGAUAAACGGAGUCAGAGAUGGACAUGGACAAUUUUGGAGAUUUUACGCGCGGAAAGCCACACUUAUUCAUCCAGAGCUGCCCAUGGUUACCCGAUGUCACUCUUAUGAAAUAAACUACAAGUAUACUUAUGAGUGUUCUCGCUGCAAAAAUACGUGAGUGUUUCUUUCUUUAUUUUUCAUUAUUACCCUUUAACUUUGUAUAAUCGUCUAAUGGAAACUGGUAUGCUAAGAAAGGGUAAGAAAGGAAACUGCAUAAAAUAGGGAGCUUUUCAAAGAAUUUCCUCAAAUAUCUAAAAAAAAUCCACAUAUUGGCAUUUUCUGUAGGUUAAAAAAGCAAAGUUAAAAAGUAACAAUUUAGCAGAUAUACCCGUAUCCCAUUGCUUUGGGAGUAUAUGAAAUAAUAACUCACAAUAGCUGCAGAUCCAGUGCCUGCAGCUACUUCAAGCCCUCCCCUUCUUCUCCAGACAUUCUGUUUCUGUCCAAUCACAGACUUCUCAAUGAGUCGCAUUAAAACUCAGAGAGGCCUUUACAAGGAAAGUGCUAUAGGCCAUGUCCUGCCUCUUGACUAUGGCUCCCCAGAGCAAAACUGCCAGGAAGUAACAGGUUUGUCUGUCUGACAACCGAGGAGGUGUAAUAAGGUUCAUAUAUAAGUGCCAAUUUCUACUGCUAACUGAUUUUAAGUCCUAAUGUUGCAAGUUUCAUUCUUAAAAAAACGUUUUGUUUAUUUUGUGUAUAUAUAUAUAUAUAUAUAUAUUUUUUUUUUUAUUUUUUUCUGAAGGAUCGGACGACAUUCCAAGUCUUUAGAUACAGAGAAGUUUGUCUGUGCCUUAUGUAAAGGGAAACUGGUCUUGAUGGGUUCUACACGAAAAGACGGCUCUCCUGCCUGCAGCCAACUCACUCCGUUCGCCAAGUUUGUCAAAGAGAAUUAUGGGUCUGCAAAGAAAGAAAUGGCUGGCAUGAGUCAUGCCGAAGUGAUGCGAAAACUCGGUGUUGAUUUUUCAACCAAAACCAAACUUGCAAACUGAAUCAGAUUUUGAAAACUAAAAUUUAUUGUCUUUAUUUUUCUUCUAUGGAGAGUUAGUGUUUUAUCAGUAAAAUAUUGCAAUUUUUGCAGAUGUUAUUUAUCUAAUAUUUUUUUGUGUGCUCUUAUGAAUGAAAAAAAUGAAUGAAUUGACCAACAUUACCAAGGGACAAUUUAAUGUCGGAUAUUUUGGUAAAAUAAUAGAAGUAAAUUCAGACUGCUAGACCUCCCGGUUUUAUGUGAAUAGCCAGGUAUACAUCGCAUUUUGUUUGCUUGUUGUCCACAACAGACAUUGUAUUCUAAGCACUCAGCUAAACGUGUUCUUCUAACUGGCAGCUGUAUCAAAUGCUGUUCCCAAUAAGUAUUUUUUAAUGAGUGCUACAUCACUGAAAGAGGAUUACUUGGACAGGGUCCUGUGCGGUUUACAUAGGAACAAAAGGUGCAUCCAGUGACCAUCACAAAAACCUUCUCCACCAAUUAAAGAGUUAAAUGUUUCAAAGUAGCUUAAAGGGAACGCUGUUGGUGAACGGCACUUUUUGGGUGAAUUUUAACAUGUUUAGCAUAAUUUUACUCUAACCUAUAGGCCUGUCACAUUGUCCCUUUAGAUUGGCCUGUUUUGAGGGCAGGAAAUACUUUAAUCUUAGGCUAAAAGAAAGUCCUGUUUGUAUAAUCAAUUUUAGAUUUUGUUUUACUUAUUAUUGUUAAUUACCUCUGUUUUUGUAUUUAAUUAUGCAUUGGGAAUUACGGGUCACACCUACCUCAUACAGCAUUUCCUGUUGUUGGGGACAGGCCAGGUGCAUGUUGGGAAAUGCUACACCGGAAAUCUCUUAAAAUGGUGAAUGAUACAAAUCCAUCACAAUGUAAUCUGGUAUUGACGGCCUUCUAGUGGAUAAUCUUUUUAUAUUUUUAUAUCGUUUGAGGUAAAUGUAUGAUGUGUCGAAGUAAAUAGUUAUAAUAAAAGUUUAAAAAUAAACUGAUCUUAAUCAUUUGGAGACUACGGACAUUCCAUGCUACCAUCACAAUCGGAGCCGUAAAACCCCCAUAUAUACACUGAAUGUCACCAAGGGUCAAUACUUCUUUUCCUUCUGCUUCUUAAAGAAUGUUGUUUGUUGCAUUUUCUACUUUCCUUUUAUAAAUAAAGAAUAUUUCUGAUACCAAA
Pelobates cultripes (western spadefoot toad) is the source of this 13264-nucleotide messenger RNA. The record is from the annotation of a GenBank genome assembly. Lineage: Eukaryota; Metazoa; Chordata; Amphibia; Anura; Pelobatidae.